GAAAAAAACACUAUAAACAAAGACAAAUACAAAGCAUCUUCGAUGCAGAUAUUACGGUAUCAAUUACAGCAACCUUCUCAGUCCCGAAAAGUCCGAAGCUCAAAUAGUUCAAUGCCGAUUCUCCCAACACCACCGUCAUCGGAGCUUUCCUCCUCGGAUCUAUAACUUUCUUCUAAGGUAAUGUUAUACUGGAGGUUAGCUCAACCACUAUCUUGGAGGAGGUCAAGUCUCAGCUUCUGUUAUAUGCCUCAUGUUUCCUUCUUGUGGCAAUAAACCAAGCAGGAAGGGUUAUAAAUAAUGAAUAAUGGAAACGAGGAAGAUAUUUUGAGCCCUGAAAACUGUUCCAAAUUUUAGUGGAGGAAAAAAAAAUUUCUUAUAUUUUCUCAUAGACAUCACCUGCCUUAAUUAAAAUGGGAGAAACCCAACUUGAAGAGUCUGAAGCAACUAAUAGACAGAUCAGCAGUAAAACAAAGUCCGGUUCUAAACUGCCCAAGGCUGGGAAGCCCAGGGGUGAGAAGUCUACGACUGGGAAGCCCAGGUCUCAGAAGUCCACAGCUGAGAAGUCCACAGUUGAGAAGCCCAGGGUGGAGAAGUCCACCACUGAGAAGUCCACAGCUGAGGAUUUACCACCUGGCUGGAUAAUAGAAGUCAAAGAAAGGAAGAACAGCAAAAUCAAUAGAAAAGAUUUGUUAUAUAUAGAUCCAGAGAGUGGAUAUGUAUUCCGUUCCAAGAAGGAUGCACUGCGCUAUCUCGAGUCUGGAGAUAUAAGUUCGUGUGCGAUUAAACCAUUUAAACGGGAAAUCCAAGAUGAAGAUAAAUUAUCUCCGGCAUCUACAGUCAAAAAGCAGAAAAUAAAGCAGUCUGGAAUUAACCGACAACUUUUUGCCGGCAAAGAAAUAUCCGAUGAAAGCAGCUUAGAAUUGCCAGAUGCUAACAGCUCAGAAAAAAGGCAACAUGUGGAGGUGUCUUCUGGAAUGAUGGCUCCUUUUGUUCCUACAGGGGAAUCUAUUGGCCAAAUUCAAUCGUUAAAGAAUGGAGUUGCAUACCCUCCCAAAACAAAGAAAAUGUCUGAUCCAGAUGAUGUGCAAAAUAAGAAUGAUGUUGUCAAUGUGGUUGAAAAUGCUAGUAAGAAGAAUCACAGUAACCCUACUGUAUCAAAAAACAGGGGGUUCAGUGUGGCUCACCGGUCUUCGCCGAGACUUGCCGCAGCAGAACCUGACCAAUUGACUAACAGCCUGACCAGUGAACAGUGUCUUGAAGUUCCAAGAAGAAACUUGAGAAGAGGUAGUCAGGGUUUGGCCGCUGACGAUCACUCUUUGAAAGAAUCCAAAUUGCUUGCAAGUGAGAUUGCUAAAAGUGGAGAAAUUUGUUCCGACUUGAACAAAUCCAGCAACAAGAAAGAGCCUUCGGUUCCUCGGCGAGCAUCAAAAAGACUUGCUGGAUCUGAGCCUGAGCUGAUGAGCAACUCCCUCUCCUAUGAAAGAGCUCCGGAAUAUAAUAAAAGCAAAAAGUCUAAAAGUGGGAUCAAUACAAACUUGCUUUCACGUGAUGGUGAGGCAGGGCUGAAGCUUGUAGAACAUGGAUCAAUGAAUGGAUUGUCAUCCACCAGAGGGAGGAAACACCCCCAAACCUUGCCUGUAACCAAAGAUAAACUGGAUAAACGUAAAAAUGAGGAAAUGAAUGAUGAGAAAUCAGAACUUGAGCAAUCUCUGGCAUUCCAUUAUUCUUGGUCUGACCCAAGUUUGGAGUUUGCAAUUAAGACCCUCACUGGCACAUUACCUGCAGAGGAUUCAGUUGCUAACAGACCUAUAGUGAUUUCUGAAACAGAUAAGUUGCCUGAAAAUGAUGUGUUUAAGAAUGAUACAGGAAGCAACAGUGACAAAAAACCCAAGGUAAAUUCAAGUAAAUCCAAGAAGAAGAAAGAGCCUAAAGUGCCUACGCGAUUGUCUAAGCGACUUUCUGGCCAUGAUCCUGAGGUACUUCCUACUGAAACAGCACCUGAAUAUUCCACUAGAAAAUCAGGUAAGAAUAAACCAGAUGCAAAUGAGAUUUUAACUAAUGGAGCAUCCGGGAAGCUUCAUGCUGGGGAAGAAUCAUCCAACCUUAUUGUUCAUGCAUCUGACAUGUUGAAAACUAGCAAAUGUGGUGAAUCAUCGAAUGGUGAUGAGUUGCAAAAAUCACAAACUGUUCCCAAUGAACAACAACGGGGGCCUGAAGCUGAAAGUAUUAAUGAGAGAUCAGAGCCACAGUUCCCUGUACAGUUUGGGGACAACUGGUCGGAUCCAUGUGUAGAAUUUGCAGUUAAGACUCUCACUGGUUCGGUGACUGUUGAUGCUGCCAAUGUGCCUGUUGUGACACUUGAUGUCAAUGACCCACCAAAUGAGGAAUUGUCGGAGAAUGCAGUGCAGAAGAGCAGUGAUGCUGCUGCCGAUAACAACAAUCAUUGCCAGAUCAAGGAAGUGCUUAAUGCACCAGUUUGCCGGCCAUCGGAACAAUGCUUAGAGCAAGGGCAACCUGAGUUGGGAUCCAACCCUACAUCCUAUCAAAGUGAUCCUGCAUUUGCAAGUAGUGUGUCUUGCGGUGAUGAAGGCAAAAUAACAAGGAACUCUGAUGGGGGACAAUCUCUACAUGUUGAAGCUGGGAAUAUGACGCAAAUUGAUAUAAACACACUCUUUUUUGACGACCCAUUCACAGAAGAUGAACAGAUUCUUGAGGAUAAUUCUAUUGCAGAACAAGCACAGCCUGGAACAGAAGCUACAAACCGUGAUAACUCUGAAAGAGAGUUUUGUGUUUCCUUCAUGGACACUUGGUCAGACCCAUGCUUAGAAUUUGCAUUUAAGACUCUCACGGGAGAUAUCCAAGUUGAGGAAAAUAUGGCGGGGCAAGGAUGUUUCCCGGAACAUGCGAACCGACAUGACCAGAGAAAUGGUGGCUCGGCAUUACCAGAAAUAUCAAUGAGCCCUUCAUUCCUCUCCCGAAGUCACAUAGCAGAGAAAUCCGUGCUGCCACAACCACCAUCAUUGAGCCAUUCCUUCCUCUCCCAAAAUCACAUGGCAGAGAAAUCCAUGCCGCCACAACCACCAUCAUUGAGCCAUUCAUUCCUCUCCCAAAGUCACAUGGCAGAGAAAUCCGUGCCGCCACAACCACCAUCAAUGAGCCCUUCAUUCCUCUCACGAAGUCACAUGGCAGAGAAAUCCGUGCCGCCACAACCACCAUCAAUGAGCCCUUCCUUCCUCUCCGGAAGUCACAUGGCAGAGAAAUCCAUGCCGCCACAACCACCAUCAAUGAGCCCUUCCUUCCUCUCCGGAAGUCACAUGGCAGAGAAAUCUGUGCCGACACAACCACCAUCAUUGAGCCCUUCCUUCCUCUCCCGAAGUCACAUUGCAGAGAAAUCUGUGCCGACACAACCACCAUCAAUGAGCCCUUCCUUCCUCUCCCUAAGUCACAUGGCAGAGAAAUCUGUGCCGGCACAACUACCAUCAAUGAGCCAGCCCUUCCUCUCCCUAAGUCACAUAGCAGAUAAACCCAUGCCGGCACAACCACCAUCGAUGAGCCCUUCUUUCUUCCCCCCGACACAACAGUCAUCACAACAGUCAUCGAUGAACUCUUCAAUCUUCCCCGAAGAAAAAUCAAGCCAGCAGCACACAGGAACCGAUGCGCAGAGGCAUUAUUCUCAGUACAACAUUAAUUUUCAAAGAAGGUAAACACUCGCAAAACAUGAGCUUAAGUAGCUAAUUAUGAUUGGUAAUGGCUGACUCUAUUGUUGUAGACAACAAGACCAAUGUUUGUCUUAAUAUUUCUGGUCGAGGUUUGUGAAUACCUUCUGAAAAAUGAACUUAGACAUGAUGUAUUGUAUUGUACUAUUGUCUGCAAUCUGCGGAUAACAUCCAGGUUAUUUUAGCAUCAACUUUUGGGGCGAUGAUAAGGCCUCCAAGGUUAAAAAUCAUAGGAGAAGUUUCCAUAUUA
Molecule: messenger RNA, 3966 nt
Organism: Arachis duranensis
Lineage: Eukaryota; Viridiplantae; Streptophyta; Magnoliopsida; Fabales; Fabaceae
Product: methyl-CpG-binding domain-containing protein 13
Molecular function (GO): DNA binding
Source: RefSeq, a predicted model, not a curated record